AUUCCCUCUGCGCACGUCGCGCUGAUCGCUAGCACUCGCUCCCGUUCGUUGCUCGGCAUUCGAUUUCGUUUUCGAAUUUCGUUCGAUUGCGUUUCGGCGCUCGCGUCUCAUUUACACUACGUUAUUGAACACUUGAAAGAACGCAAUAAGUUCCACGAUAUUACGACCAGACGGGUGUUAUCCAAAGCUUUUGCAUACAGCGCGCUAUAUAUUGUGAAAACACAAAAACAGCAAGUACUUAUUUAUUUUUAAGUGUAAACAGAAGAGCACGAAAAUGGGUCGUUUGUUCCAAUACAACCGCUUUGGCGCCACGGACAAUGUUAAUAAACUCAAAAAGGAUACGCAAAAGAAAACGCACGAUAAGACAAAGAUGUUACGCAAUGCCAUCAAUUAUCCUGGCUACUCGGACAUUUAUGGAACAAAUGCAGGCAAGAAUCUGGACUUGGCCUUCAAGAAGGGUCAGCAAUGGAACAACAAGCUGCAGCCAGCUGUUGCAACAGUCACAGCUGAGGAGCCCGCACAGAGUCGAACGCACAAGGUCUAUGACAGCAUGAAAAACUUUUUGCAGCGAAAACUUUUCGCACAUCCCUCGCGUGUGCAAUGCGAGGAGCCGACCAGCGACUAUGAUGAGCAGGAUCUUCUCGACUCCUCGUACCAGGCAGACGCAGAGACAGACGAGGAGCUGCUGGAUAUUUGUAGCUGCAAUUCCAGUGCGGACAGCACACCUAAACGUGUCAACAAAUCGCCGCAAAAGUCGCUGCUGUCGCUCAACUGUUGGCAGAGCAGUCAGCCCAGCGACUCAAGCGGCAGUGAAGAGGUAAUGGCCGAGGACCAGGAUGAGUCGGAUGCAGGUAUCUCCGAUUGCUGUCAGCUGCUCAAUGAGAACAGCAGCAGUGCCAGCAGACGACGAAGCACCCCACGUAAACGUGCCACGCCUCGCUUUAGCACACACAGCAACAACACGGACGAUGAUGAGGAUGCCGACGAGGAGCCAGAGCUACUGCAGUGUGGUUGGUAUCAGCCGCGAAUUACACUGAAAGCGGCGCAAGAGUAUCUGCAGUCGGCUACGCCCGGCUGCUUCAUACUGCGUCGCAGCACGCCACGCAGCUUCGAGCUCUGCCUGCGUCUCGAGCACAAAGUCAAGUGCUAUGCGGUGCAGUGCAGCAGGAGCGAGAUGUACAGUCUGAAAGGUGCACCAAAGCAGUUCAGCACGCUGAAAGCGCUGAUCACUCAUCAUUCAGUAAUGCCUGAGCAGCUGCCUCUUACAUUGGACAUGCCCAGAGAACAGGAUCUGGUGAAGACCUCGGCGAUGCGCUAUGCUGAUGACUUUGAACCGCUUGAGUCACUGCAACUCCUGGGUAUACUGAAGAACUUGCAGGCCAAGAGCUAUGAGGCAUAGUUUUUAGAUUAGACAUAUAAACGUAUUUUAUCGAACUGCAAAGGGAACGAUAGGUGAAAAAUUAAUCCUUAGUUAUACACAAAUAUAUAUAUAUAUAUAUUGUAGUCCUUGUGAUAUAGUUUACUAUAAAUUCGACCAGGCUUUUAGCUUUUAAGUUCCUGUGUAACUUAAAGCCAAUCAAAACCUAAUAUCUAUAUUAUUAA
Messenger RNA from Drosophila arizonae, 1602 nucleotides. RefSeq lists its product as uncharacterized. The record is from RefSeq and is a predicted model, not a curated record. NCBI's taxonomy places the organism in Eukaryota, Metazoa, Arthropoda, Insecta, Diptera, Drosophilidae.